Esox lucius (northern pike) is the source of this 3422-nucleotide messenger RNA. RefSeq lists its product as uncharacterized. Gene Ontology annotation, molecular function: acetylglucosaminyltransferase activity. The transcript has 20 exons. NCBI's taxonomy places the organism in Eukaryota, Metazoa, Chordata, Actinopteri, Esociformes, Esocidae. Gene Ontology annotation, cellular component: endoplasmic reticulum-Golgi intermediate compartment; Golgi stack; endoplasmic reticulum. The record is from RefSeq and is a predicted model, not a curated record. Gene Ontology annotation, biological process: protein N-linked glycosylation. The coding region runs from base 1145 to 2728 and encodes 527 amino acids.
CGGGUGUGGUGACUGCGGCACCGACUGAGACACCGACUGAGGAGGAUUGUGAUCGGCUGGUCAAGCUGCUCCCUGCCGACAAGCUCAGCACAGUCUUUGGUGAAUGGUUUCUCAUUGAGGGCUAUUCAGAUGACAAAGGUUUCGCGGAGAAACUUAGAAUGGGAAACAGCUCGAAGCUGGAGCUGCAAGCAACGUCAAGUGACAAGAAUGUGAUUUACAAAGAGGGAAACAUGAUUGACGACACCUGUGUUUAUUUCUCCAUUCAUAACAUGACGGUGAUAGAAAACACUAUACAAAUAACGAGGGAUGAUGGUAUUUCCAGGGGACACUUCCUGCAUGCCUGCCCUGACUGUCUCGUCAUGCACUUAAGUAACAUUAUCAACAUGGCUGGAGUGCCGAUACGAAUGGUCCGAUCGUUCUAUAUCUUUGGGAAAACUGACAAACUGCAGGAAUCAGAGCUGGAGCCAAUCAGAAAACAAGCCAAAUGCCUCAAGUUUCCUCAACCCGCACCGUUCAUCUAUGAUGGUGCUACAGAGUUUUGUACUGAAACGAAGAAUGACACUAGAUGAAAUGAAAAACUGGAUUAUGUUAGGAGAUACGAAAAUAAAACGGACAUGAGUAUAUCACCAACUGCUUUUAAUUUAAAUGUUGAAAUCUGUUGGGAAACGUUUAGUUAUGUUUGAGUGUUUGUUUGAUUGUUGGUAAUAAUGUGUUCAUUUGUGUUGUUUGUUGUCCAAUGUUUUCAUUUAAAAAUAAAUUUUUAAGAAUGUCGCAAUCACACUCGAACAAAAAAAUCCAACAGUUCCAAAACUGUACAGCAGGUGGGGUUGAGAACACAACUCACCUCGGCGGCGGCAUCACCUUUCCAAAGGAUGUCAUAUGUCCCCAAUUGUAAACUGUCCUGGGAUUGUCGUAUGUCUACUAAAUGUUACGUAACGAUAAGGACGUGGCACAGUGCCUAGUAGUAUACAGACGUUUUUUGCUUUCAAAGAAAUCCCCGGACUUCAUAGCGGGAGGUAUCAUGAAUGGAGUAAACAAAGGAGGAACUUUGUAUAUCACUUGUGGAUUCGUUUGAACGACAUCGCUAUUUUCAUCAAUACCAAAGUCAGACGAAAGGUUUCCACUGACUGUUUUAAGAGAUGAGAUGAGGUUCACUCAUGUCAAAUUUGGAUGUUUUCUGGCUUGUGUUAUUCUCUCUCUAACCUGGUACAACUCUUAUAAUGGACAUGGCGAGGGUGAACCGCCCCACCACCCCGAAAUAGUCCAUCUGUACGAGCGUCUGUUGGCUGUGGAGACCAGGGGAGAGCUGGUGUCCAGGGAGCUCACCAGUGUUCUGGUCAACCUGAGGAACCUCACCAGAUUACGUAUUAACAACACAUCCUCUAACAUCCCAGGACUGUUGAAGAGAAACCUCAGCCUGUUCUCCUCCAGACUGCCCAACACCUACCUGUACCUGCCCCACCUGCGGGACAACCCAGACGGCCUAAUUCCCCAUGUGGUGGUGGGUCAGGGUCGGACUGGAGUGUCCCUUGUUUUGGGGAUCCCUACAGUGAAGCGUCAGAAGCAAAGCUACCUGGUUAGCACCCUCAACUCCCUCCUGUUUGACCUUUCACCUUCCGAACGGAAUGACACCGUCAUCAUUGUCUUCGUUGCUGAGACAGACAUAGAGCAAGUCAACAGUGUAGGAGCACUCAUAAAGAAGAAUUUUCCCAAGGAUGUCCACUCGGGCCUGUUGGAGGUAGUGUCUCCGUCCCACGACUUCUACCCCAACUUCAGCAGACUCAGGGAAACCUUUGGAGACUCCAAGGAGAGGGUCAGAUGGCGGACCAAGCAGAACCUGGACUACAGCUUCCUGAUGCUCUACGCCCAGGCGAAAGGGACCUACUAUGUACAGCUGGAGGAUGACAUUGUGGCCAAGCCCGGCUACUCACAAGCCAUGAAGACAUAUGUCAGAUCGCUGGCUUCAGACGACUGGAUGUUCUUGGAAUUCUCUCAGCUCGGCUUCAUCGGCAAGAUGUUCAGAACCCGUGAUCUACCAAUGAUAGCCGAGUUCUUCCUGAUGUUCCACAGAGACAAGCCUAUUGAUUGGCUGCUGGACCACAUCCUGUGGGUGAAGGCUUGCAACCCAGAGAAAGAUGUGAAUGACUGCAACAAACAGAAGGGCCUCCUAAAACUGAGAUACAAACCUUCUCUGUUUCAACAUGUAGGACUUCACUCCUCGCUGCCUGGAAAACUUCAGAAACUGAAAGAUAAGGACUUUGGGAAGGCACCCCUUUUCACCGCCCACAGUAACCCUCCGGCCGAGCUGAGCAGCAGCCUUGAGCACUACCAGCAACACACCCUAGAACGAGCCUAUCGGGGCGAGGACUUCUUCUGGGGCUUGGCGCCCGUCGCCGGGGACUUCAUCCGGUUCAACUUCCCUGAGCCGUGUAAAGCCACCGGGUACCGUUUUCGUAGUGGGAACUUGGAGACCAACGGAGACAGGUUUUACAACACCACCGUGGAGGUGCUUCCCAGUGACGGCUCAGUGAGAGACGUCCUGGUCGGUGGUCAGUCUCCUCAGUACAAAGGAUCUCACGAUGGCUUCAUAGUGAUUGGGUCUUUUGUGGAUGGGUUGGCUGAGGGGGAGAUUCACACGCACAUUCAGCCAAUCUCUGCCAUGCGUCUGCUGGUCCACAGCAACUCAGAUGUAUGGGUUUUGCUCAGCGAGAUAUUUAUUAAAGUUUGAUGAGGGGAAGAGGAACCUGAGAGGACUCAUCUGUGACUCAUCCUGGAUGGACAGCGACCCCUGCUGGACAGCAGCCAGCGCUGCUGUUCGUUGAACGGCCCAGCACGCUGGUUUAGGUAGACCUAAGACCUAACUCUGCGAACAUCAGAUAAUUUUUCAUCCCAUGACUAUAAUGUGAAUCUGGAGGAGAGCAGUUCAUCUUUUCCUUUUCUAAAAAAAAAAAAAAUUAUAUAAAUUAAUGUCAACAUUUUAAGUUCUGUGAUGGGUGGGUUUUGUUUAUUUUCUCGACUGGAAAACCAAAAAGGACUUGGGAGUGUUAGAAUCAAAGAACAAUGUUACAAUUGGAGACAAUUUCAAUUGGUGCUCAGUGAAUGCAAUGGGGUGGGGUGUGUGUGUUUGAAAGAGAUAUGUAUGGACCAAAUUAUUGUUUUAAUGUGUGACUCAAGUUUUUGUUACAUUGUUUGCUCAAGUGUGCAUGGGUUCUUAUGCCUGGCCAACACACUGGAGAUCAGGUUAAUACCACAAGAUGCUGUUCUUCCACAUGCAAAUGUUCUAUCUUGGUGGUGAGCUGCUAUUUGAUUGGUUUCCAUGGAGACCACUGGGGAGCUGCCAUGUCAUAUGUACUGUAUGUAUAAUUCAUGACUAUGUGUUUUGAAUAAGGGUGAACGUAAAAGCAUUGUUGGUCGUGUAUUAA